Messenger RNA from Mytilus trossulus (common blue mussel), 2111 nucleotides. RefSeq lists its product as uncharacterized. The transcript is spliced from 10 exons. The record is from RefSeq and is a predicted model, not a curated record. The coding region runs from base 27 to 1823 and encodes 598 amino acids. NCBI's taxonomy places the organism in Eukaryota, Metazoa, Mollusca, Bivalvia, Mytilida, Mytilidae.
UUACAAACAUACAGGUGAGCAAAACAAUGUUGCUAACACGAAAGACAAAGAGGACGCUACCAUUUAUUGUUCGGGAUAAUUGUGUGAAUAACUUUUACAUAAUGUUCAUUAUUUCGAUUUUGACUUUUCUUACAACGAUUCAUGCUUCACAGGCUGCUAAUACACUCUCAUACUGUGGCCAGCCUAAAACAUGGGUGGAAGCCAAAGUAUUUUGCGAACAGAAGGGUGGACGUUUACUGAACAGAGAUACAGACAAUGAUGCUGUGUUCCGUCAGAGAACCGAUAUACCACUUCAACAAGAGAUUUGGAUAGGUCAUUAUAGAGGACUUUCUGGGUGGAUGGAACACAUUGGAUGUUUCAGCCAGAGAUCUUUAGGUGUAAGCUGGUAUGGUGUAAAGACAGAAAACAACUCAGCUGCAAUUUGUCAAACUAUCUGCAAUGCUACGGACUACUUCGCUCUCCAGGGAUCAACUUGUUUAUGCAGCUAUAAUAAUUUUGUGAACACGUCUUGGUUAACACCAGAGACAAAAUGUAACAUGGUGUGUCCUGGUAAUGGAACAGAACAAUGUGGUGGGAGCAACAGUAUUAACGUAUACCAUAGAGUUAAUGGGAAUCUUAUACAGUACCAGGCUGACUCCUACCCUAACUUACACUGUGCAAUGAUGAACUGUAGCAGCACUACAGAAUGGACAUAUAUGGAACACGAGUGUCACAACAACUUAACAGCAUUAUGUGGAUCGGGAGUGUUAGUUAAUGAACCAGCGACAUGGUUGACAGCUCAGUCAUUAUGUAAAAACUACGGUUCUUUGGUUGGCAUACAUAACAUGGUGUCGAACUGUGCUGUCUCUAAUGAUGUCAAGCGGGAAUUCUGGAUUGGAGUUUAUCGGAACUAUGUCGAUCUUGUUUUAAAAGAUCUUAUAGUUCAAAAUCCAGUGUUUGGAUGUUAUUCACUUAGAAAAGAAUCCAGUAAUGUCAAACCUACCAUGACAUUUUAUCCAAUAGCAAUAUGUGAAAAACAAAACAUGUUUUCAUUUAUUUGUGAACUGCCUCCUGGCUAUCCCACAUCUGAUGGUUGUUAUCUUCCUCCUUCCUCAUCAACAAGUACAACCACACCAGGAACGCAGUUAAUACAAGAACAGGACGACGAUGGACUUAAAAUUGGAUUGUUUAUAGCAUUAGGACUUGUUUUACUGGCUGCGGUCAUCGUCAUUUUAAUAUUAAUUGCGAGAAAAAGUUUUAGAUCAAACCCAGAACAACUUAGACAUAAUAUUUUAUUAGCUGCACUAGCCAAUGUGAAAUUACGUAGACGAGAUACAGAUGGUAACCCGGAGUCUUCAACACCACAGAAGGCCGAAACAUCUGCUGCUUCCGUUGAAGGUGGAAGCAAAAGUCCAGAAUAUGCAGUGGUCAAUAAACCUGGCAGACGACAGUCAGCACCUGCACCAAGUUGUAAAGUUUAUUCUAAGCCUGUCACGUCACUCAGCAAGGAAUACAAGGAAAGCGUACCAGUGUCAAAUAAUGGGUACGACAAAAUGCGACUGGAUAAUCCUAUCGUCGAAUCAGAGAAUCCACAAGAAAAUGACAACCAAGUUCCAAUAACUUCUAUUUUGAAAUUGGGUGAUAGCUUAUCGAGUGAUACAAUGUCCCCGAGACGUGCAAGCAUUCAAGAUGAAGAAUAUAAUAGAAAUAAUGGACGAUAUGUAUAUGAUUCACGCCUUUUAAGCAUUCCAAAGAAAGUAAUUCCGGUUCCACCGCCUGUUGUUAAAUAUCCCCCUGAAUAUACUAGUGACAGUUAUGAACAUAUUGGAACAACCUUGCUUUGAUAAUUAAUAAUAAGUUUAAUAUUUGUAUUUCAUACAGAUACAUUAAUUUAUCUAUUAAUCACUAUUUUAUGCAAUGAUUAAUAGUAGAAUCCAGAAAGAUUACCAGAUUAUUUAAAUUGUUGACGAAUCAAAAAAGGAUUAAUUAGAAUUUCACUGUUUUUUUGUGACAUAUGGACAUUGUAACUUACGAAUUAUGAUAAUUUAUGAUGAAAUUAUCUUAUAGCCAGAAGCAUUAGUUGUUGUAAAUAUAACGUUUUAUUGAAUACAUUAAAUCAAGUGACAUGGUUA